UGCGCCUGGGGCCCGUGGACACAGAAGUGUAUGUGGGUUUGAACCCUGCUGCCCUGUGGCCACGGGCUCGCCGCCCCGAGACCAUGACAAUGGCCCAGAACGGCCACGGCCAACUUGCCGCUAUCCCCUGUUCGGCCUCGGAUUCCAAAGACCCCGGAAUGGUGACGUCCCCGGCGUGUCAGAACGGAGGCUGCAGCAGCGGCAGCAGCCCCCACGGGGAAGCGGACGCGGCCGAGGCCAGACUCAGCCCGGCCGGGCUCGUCCGCCUCUUCUCUGCGGGUCGGAAGCGGACCAGCGCCCACACUGAGAGGCCCCGCUCCGUGGUCCUGACGGGCCGUUCCUCUACCUGGAACGCCCUUGCCUCCUUUCGGAAAAUGGGAUCUUUUAAGAAGCUCAAGUCCUCCGUCCUUCAAGGAAUUCAGAGCCGGGAGGGGUCAGAAGCGGCCAAGGAGGAUGCCCCCGAACGCGACCCGCGGAGACAAAUCCCGAAUGGCGCGGCGGCCGAAAUGCCAGGCGGCAGGGGCACCUCCUCGGGCCCCGCGGGCGAGCCGGCCAGGGCGGGGCCGGGGGGCGCGUCCGACUGCUCUGACCCCGACGAGGCGGACGACGCCUUCCAGAGGAGCACCCAUCGGUCCCGCAGCAUCCGCCGCGCCUACGGCCUGGGCCGCAUCAGUUUCCUGGACUGCGAGAAGCACCAGGGGCCCCAGCGCCACGCCCGGUCCCCAGCCCCCUCCUCGCAGGAGCCCGCGCUGUGUGAAAUUCUGGUGAAAGACGCCGAGAGCAACGGCAUCAUCUACCGAAAGAGCAAGAGCACCGACAACUUGAACUUUCUGAAGAAGAGCUCCUUCAAACGGAAGUCCACCUCGAAUCUCGCGGACCUCAAGGGGGCGCCCGAGAAGCCCGCGCCGCGCAGGACGUUCAGCAGCUCCUCUGCGGACUCGGACAAGUUCGGUGGGGGCGGCUCCGAGAGGCGGACGAAACGCUGGAAGAGCCCCCUGCGGGCCAAGGAGUGGGACAGGGUCCUGAGGUUCAUGAGCGGUGCCGCAGACGCCGCCUGGAGGAGAGAGAGCCCCCGGAGCGCGGCGUCCCCACAGGGCGACACGAGUAGCCGGCUGCAGGUACACAGCCGGCUGCACGACGCCUACUCACGCCGCAUGUCCGGCAGCGCCGAGCGCGAGUGGCGGAGGUGCGCAGGCGUGCCCGCCGCCCCAGGAUUGGUGGACGUGGACGCGGAUGCCGCCGUGCUGCCCCUGGAGCCGCUGCCUCUGGAGACAGCGGAGAGUGCGGGCCCCAGCGCUGGCGCUCCCUCCGCGAGCCCCGACACCCGGGAUGCGGACGGACGCCCCGCGGGCGGCCGGUUUACCUUCGAGCCCGAGCAGCCGCUCACCCCGCUGAGGCCAACGACGCCGAAGCCUCCCAGCCCGCAGAGCCCCGGCGCGGGAAAUGCCACAUGUCCCAGCAGCCUCAGUGCGCUGUCCCUGAGUUCGGUGGACAGCGAAGAAAGGGCGGAGGGACCCAUGUCCUCCCAGGGUUCGGCACCUGCCGAGUGUGACAAGGGCGGCGACGACAGCGGCGCCAGCAGCCAGCCUCCACUGAGCCCCCAUCUGGUGUCGGGUCCGGAAGAAAGCGGGGAGGAGGUUGUGGCAGAGGAACCCUGGAGGCGGGGCUCAUCCCGGGAUGAAGAAAGGACAGAGGCUCAGAGGAUCACCAGGAGGAAAUGGGGUUCUGGGAGAAGGUCAAGGCCCCGGCCGCUCUCCGACUAUGGCCAGUUGGCCCACCGAAGUCUCUCUAUUCCUGAAGACUCAGUUGCUAUGGACCCCCAGAAAGAGGACGCCAUGGACGGGGACCACCAGCCAAAUGUGGCCUCCAUGGACCCCACAGACCAGAACCCUGUCGCGGGGGGCCCCCGAGGAAGCCGGAGAAGGCGCCCCGUCUCUGUGAUAGGCGGGGUCAGCCUCUAUGGGAACAGCCAGCCAGAGGAAAUAGAAAGUCUUCUAACCCAACCGGCAGCCAGGCCUCCUGUGCCGGCUCACCAGGUGCUGCCCUACAAGGCAGUGUCGGCCCGGUUCCGGCCCUUCACCUUCUCCCAGAGCACCCCCAUUGGACUGGACCGCGUGGGACGCCGGCGGCAGAUGCGAGCGUCCAACGUCUCUUCAGAUGGAGGCACUGAGUCCUGCACCUUAGUGGAUGACAACGGCAGCGAGGAGGACUACACCUACGAGGACAUCUGCAAGGCUAACCCCAGAUACCUGCCACCCGGCGGGGAGCAGCUGGCCGUCAACGAGCUGAUCAGCGAUGGCAGUGCGGUCUGGGCAGAAGCCCUCUGGGACCAUGUGACCAUGGACGACCAGGAACUGGGUUUCAAGGCUGGAGACGUCAUCCAGGUUCUGGAAGCCUCCAACAAGGACUGGUGGUGGGGCCGGAACGAAGAUAAGGAAGCCUGGUUCCCCGCAAGCUUUGUCAGAUUGCGUGUCAAUCAGGAAGAGCCAUCGGAGAAUUGCAGCAGCACCCAGGGCGAGGGGCAGGAUGAUGCCGGCAAGACCUGCCACAAACACUCAGAGAGCAAGCACCAGAUGAGGACCAAUGUCAUCCAGGAGAUCGUGAACACCGAGCGGGUGUACAUCAAGCACCUCAAGGACAUCUGUGAGGGCUAUAUCCGACAGUGUCGCAAGCACACGGGAAUGUUCACCGUUGCACAACUAGCCACCAUUUUUGGAAACAUUGAAGAUAUUUACAAAUUCCAAAGAAAGUUCCUGAAAGACCUUGAGAAACAGUACAAUAAAGAGGAACCUCAUUUAAGUGAAAUAGGAUCCUGCUUUCUUCAACAUCAAGAGGGCUUCGCCAUCUACUCUGAGUACUGCAACAACCACCCCGGCGCCUGCGCGGAGCUGUCCAACCUGAUGAAGCAGGGCAGGUACCGACACUUCUUCGAGGCCUGCCGCCUGCUGCAGCAGAUGAUCGACAUCGCCCUGGACGGCUUCCUGCUGACCCCCGUGCAGAAGAUCUGCAAAUACCCCCUGCAGCUGGCCGAGCUGCUCAAGUACACCACGCAGGAGCACAGCGAUUACAACAACAUAAAGGCGGCCUAUGAAGCCAUGAAGAAUGUAGCCUGUUUGAUCAAUGAGCGCAAGCGCAGGCUGGAAAGCAUAGACAAGAUAGCACGGUGGCAGGUGUCCAUCGUAGGCUGGGAGGGGCUGGACAUCUUGGAGCGCAGCUCAGAGCUGAUCCACUCUGGGGAGCUGACCCAGCUCAGCAGGCACGGCAGGAGCCAGCAGCGGACUUUCUUCCUGUUUGACCACCAGCUGGUGUCGUGUAAAAAGGACCUGCUGCGUCGGGACGUGCUCUACUACAGGGGCCGCACGGACAUGGACGACGUGCAGCUCGUGGACCUGGAGGACGGGCGCGACAGGGACUGGAAUGUGAGCGUGAAGAACGCUUUCAAGCUUGUCAGCAAAAGCACCGACGAGGCCUACCUGUUCUGCGCCAAGAAGCAAGAGGACAAGGCCAGGUGGCUGCAGGCCUGCAGGGACGAGCGGCGGCGGGUGCAGGAGGACCGUGAGAUGGGCAUGGAAAUUUCAGAAAAUCAAAAGAAACUCGCCAUGCUAAAUGCUCAGAAGGCAGGACAUGGAAAGUCGAAAGCAGGCUACAGCGCGUGCCCGGUGGCCCUGCCGCACCAGGCCUUGCACCCCCUUCACCAGCGCCACGUGACUGUGCCCACCAGCGUCCCGCAGCAGCAGGUGUUUGCGCUGGCAGAGCCCAAGCGGAAGCCUUCGCUCUUCUGGCACACGUUCAACAAGCUCACCCCCUUCAAGAAGUGAUCGCGCACGGCCGCACCUCCGCCCAGGCGGCUGGAAGGAGAGCCGUGUGCCCCUUGCGUGUGACCCCCGGGCUGAAGGCUCAUUUCGGGGCAGCCCUGAAGAACAGAAGCGCGCCGACGCGCCUGCACCUGGGUCUUCAGGGGCUGAGACCGGAAAUAAAGGUCCGGAGGCGUGGCCCUGGCGUCCAUGGUACCCCUCUAUGACCCGUGUGGGGGCGGGGGUGGCCGCCGGGCCCAGGGAGCCAGUGUGCCCCGCGGGCGUGGCGGUGCUGGGCGCACGCUUCUGCGGUUCCUGAGGACUGACCGGGGUGCACUGUCCCUUUUGCACGUGGGUUCCGAGGGGACGCUGGCAAACGGGGGUGGUCUGAACGCACCUCACCAGCACAGGCAAGCUCUUCCUCCCUCCCACAGUUAUUAGGGGACGUCCCGCCACAGCGCACAUGGCCAUGGUGUCCCCUGGGGCCCUCCGAGUUGUUGCCAAACAGUAGUACAGGCUUCCUCCUGCCCAGUGCGCCCCCCACAGGCCGGAGGCCGAGUGGGGUGACUCCCGGCGCGGGCAGGGCCGCGGAAGCAUCGAAACUACGGCUGCUUUACGGGCAGAGCGCAGAGUCCCACCCCGGGGUGGUUCCGUCCUUCCGCGGUCGGGUGCUCUCCAGCCGCACUCCAGCCAUCACAGGGACUCACACACCGUCGUGGCCCAACAGACCAACCGGACUUACUGUUCGCAAGAUAAAAACCCGUUUGCUUUAAUUUUAUGAUAAAUUAAAUACGCAAGUGCAUCCUGAGGUUCUCCCAUCAGUUCUUUCCGGCGUCCCCACCAAUCAACAGACAGCGACCCAAACGAUCCACCGAGAAAGCACGAGUUUCAGAGCGGCCCCCCUCGCUCAGGACCCAGGGCCCACUUUCCUGUGGAAAGGCCCAAACAAUAGCGUCAACCGUGCCUUUAGAUCCUGGCUUGAGGGUUCUGAACACUCGCCCUUUACGAGCGAACAAAAACACAUCUUGACUCGGACACAGUGGUCUUUUCGAACGGAGGCCACGUGGACUGAUCCCGGUCGAUGGAAUCUCCUGGCCUUCGUCUGUAUUGCAAACGCUGAUGAAGGUACUGCGUCUGAAGACGACAGCUCUGCAAGAGAGACGCCGUUUAAAUGUACUCGGUGCGCUGAAAAGGAGACCGUGGCACAUGUCUGUGGUUUUCUGUUUGAGACACCCCAUUUUGUAUGCUCCUCCCCGUAAGUCCUGCUUUCCGGCAGGCCAGUGCUUGACAAUAAACAAACAUGUGACGUCACAGCCAAAGGGGUGACUAGUGCCUCUGAGUGUCUGGUCCCUCCUUUCUCCUCCUCCUCCCUCCCCCUUCUUCCUUACCCAAGGCUGGUCCCAGAGGAGGUGACAUCGUGCAUCAAGAAGACGGAAUCCUGGACGUCUGAGGGGGCCUUGGAGCAUUAUCUAGAAACCAUACCCAAUGGGACCUGGAUGUCAUAUUGCUGUAGUGUCGUGGUGCCCUGCAGCCAGCCCCCCAGGGCCGCCCGUGUGGACCACCAUACCUAGUGGCCCGGGAGGAAGGCUGCUUCUCCAGAGGUGCUGGGCUCUGUACAACCACAUGCAUGCGUGUGUGGCUUCGUUUUUGAAGAGAGCCCUUCAUUUUAGUUGCAUUUCUAUCACUGACCUUUCUACUAACAAAAUGUCAUGAUAUAGUUUGAAAACGACACUAAAGUGCUUUGUGUGGGUCCCUCAGUAACAGCCAUAGGAGUCCCUGUGCCAAACAGAGUUGUUUGUAUAUACAACAAUUUUGAACAGUUUUUUUUUAAACUAAGAAAAUUAGGGAAGAAAAGAGAAACAUUUGCUUACAUUAUAGUUUUGAUGAGGAUUCAUUUCAAGUAAAGAACCAUGUCAAGAGUCUCCAUUGACUAAUAAUAUUCAUUAAUGCGCAGAGGGGAAGGGCUUAAAUUCUGUGGCCAGAGUUUACUUCCUGCAGGAGCCCUCACUUCUGGUUGCCACCCAUCCUCCGUGGGCUUUCUAACAGAAGAAAGCUCAGACCCCAGGGCCUUUACAAGGCUGUCCCCGUGAACUUGGGACCAAGUCACAUGAUUGAAUAGCCACCCUGUAUGGAUGCUGUUGAAUUCUUCAGGUGGUUUUGAAAACAGAGACUUUUUUUUUAAGGUGGAAUGUCUUCGACUUCUUUAAAUCUAUUUGUCUAGCUUGAGGUUUUUUGUUUUUGUUUUUGUUUUUUUACACUGAACACCCGAGUUUCUAUAAAGAAUAUGUGGCUCAAGUAUUCUAACCACAGGUUUGCCAAACUUUGCAUCUUCAUUUAAGUCACGUGUUCCAUCUAAAAAGAAAAAGAGAAAGAAGCUAAGAGCUUUCCUAUAUGGAUUUUGUGUGGAUUUCAUUGGGAGACUUGUUUUUCCCUUUUUGUCUCAUUUUAACACACCACUACAUAAUAUGGAUGCUUCCCUCCCUGCCAUACACACACACACUCACACACACUCACACACAGUCACAAAGAUGGCACAACUCUUUGGUGAAUUUCAUUUAUUAUUUAUGUUUCAGAAUUAGCCAACUCUUUUGGAAGACCAUUCAAAUGACCUUGAGUCAAAAGCAACCUUCUCAAUUUUGAUCCUCCCUAAAAUGCACAACCACCUUGCAGAAAAUCACAAACCAUCAAAAAAUGGGACAUUUGUCAAACCCUAGAGAAAUACCAUUCUUUGGCCGGCAAAUAAGAAAAAGACUGGUACCAAUGCACAAGGGCUUUCCUGGGGUCCCUCCUUGGUAGUUUUAUUUUCAGUAGAUCUCAUCUUUUCCCUGGUACAUCCGGUUUUGUGGCUGAAAACAUUUCACUCCCAUCUCCACGCUAUUUCUGCGUUUUGUUGUGCCUUUUUAUACCUAAUCCAGACGAAGACUAGCUCCAUGCCUGUGCAGAAAAGCCCCUCAGUCCUACAGUGCUGUUGCCUAGACACAAAGCAAAAGUGCAUUUAAUUUCAACCUUGUUUCACAAUAGAAGUCUUUCUGUAAAAGCCCCGAUCCAGUGCUUAUCAGUUGGAAAUCUCUACAUGCCCCCGAUCGCUGAUUUUUCUCAGUACAAGUCUACUUAGUUACCUCUCCUGAAUAGAAGAGCCUGGUUACCUGGAGCUAAGAAGAAACUUGCUGCAAGAUUAUCUUAUGGAAGAGAGGAGAAGCACAUGUGUCCCUCACAGGACAGCGGUAACAAGUGUGGAUAAAUGUCCUUUCGAUGACGGGUCACAAUCAGCUAGGUCAGAUGGCUCAAAAACAGUUGUCCCUCUAGUAAGCUUAACCCACAAAGGUCCCUGUUAAGAUUCCACUUGGCUGAUGCUGGUAUUCUGAGGACGCGUACCAGGAAAGCGGAGCUCCCGUGGUUUUGAGAAGAGUAAUUGGCCAACUAUCUGAUCUUGAAAAGAAAAACUGCCGAAGCGUAAAUAUUUGAUGCAAACACACUUACCUACAACAUGCUUAACUUAAUAGUCCUCAGGUCACAGGCAUCGACUUUUGUAUUUAGAAAAUAAUUUCCUUUAACUGAUCCUGUAAUUUAAUAAUUGGUCUCUUGUAAAUAUUAGCAUCAGUUGUGUUUACCUAUCUUUCAGGCUUUUGGUAACCUUUUCAUUGAAUUGUAACUCAACAUCAAGACAAUGUUAAGUCCAGUGACAGCUUUCACGCUGAUGAAAUUAGCUGCUGACAGCUGAGGGACGUUGUACAAGACUGCUCUAACUGAUAUGUAUUUCUGUUGAAUGAAGUUUUUGUAAAAAAAAGAAAAAGAUUAUUUACAAUGUUCUUUGAAUGAUUUCUUGUAAAUGCUGUGAAUCUAUAUUUGUUGUUUUGUAUCUGUAUAUUAAAGCUCAUUUGCCAAA
Molecule: messenger RNA, 7680 nt
Organism: Suricata suricatta (meerkat)
Lineage: Eukaryota; Metazoa; Chordata; Mammalia; Carnivora; Herpestidae
Gene: SPATA13
Product: spermatogenesis associated 13
Exons: 12
Coding region: 84-3818 (1244 amino acids)
Biological process (GO): intracellular signal transduction; lamellipodium assembly; filopodium assembly
Cellular component (GO): cytoplasm
Molecular function (GO): protein binding; guanyl-nucleotide exchange factor activity
Source: RefSeq, a predicted model, not a curated record